Messenger RNA from Vombatus ursinus (common wombat), 2927 nucleotides. RefSeq lists its product as uncharacterized. The coding region runs from base 80 to 1012 and encodes 310 amino acids. Lineage: Eukaryota; Metazoa; Chordata; Mammalia; Diprotodontia; Vombatidae. The record is from RefSeq and is a predicted model, not a curated record. The transcript has 5 exons.
CGGGACUCGGGGUUUGGGGAUCGGGAGCAGCAGGAGGCCUGGCGGAGCCCUCCUCCAUCCGGCGCCUGAUGCCUUUGGGAUGAAGACAUUGUUUGAAGAGAUCAAAGCAUCAAUUAAAAAUAACUAUAACCAAGACCGUUCGUUUUGGAGGCCUGUCCUUCCCUGGGGAGGGGUUUUUACCAUCAAAGCUGGCCGCAAGGCAGUGUCCUGUACACCACUCUAUGUUGAAAUAAACCUGAAAAAUACCUGCACUAUAGAUGGAUUCUUGAUGUUACUAUAUGUCAUUCUUCACGAAAAUGAAAAUUUCCCCAGGGAACUCUCUCUCCACUUAGGCAGAGAGUUUGUAGACUGUUUUCUUUAUUUAAUGGACUCAUACAGUUUUACAACUGUGAAACUACUCUGGAUUUGGGACAAGAUGAAAAAACAGCAGUACAAAUCUGAAGUUCACAAAGCUUCGUUAAUAAUUGAUUUGUUUGGAAAUGAACAUGACAAUUUUACAAAGAAUCUGGAAAACCUCAUGUCAACCAUUCAGGAGAGUUACUGUUCAAACUGGAGAUGUCCAACUCGAGUGCAGGAAGAUCAGCAGCGAACAAUUAACAUAAAUCCUCCCCAAGAAAUACCACAUGGAAACUUGAUCCGAUUGGCUGUGGAUGAAUUGUUUUGUUCCAAGAUAGAGCUGUGUGAAGAGCUAGGUUGUGGUGGGCUAAGAGAAUUUUCCCAACGAGUUUUCUGCCAUGGAGCACCACCUUUUGUUGUCUUAAAUAUGCAGCACUGGAAAUCUGAAGAUCUGGCAUAUGUACCAUAUUACUUGGAUUUAUCUGAUCACAAAUAUUUGUUGGAAGGUGCCACAUUAUUUAACAAAGAGGAACAUCAUUAUUCUGCAGCUUUCCAGAUUGAUGGAUAUUGGAUGCACUAUGAUGGCCUCAGAAAUGUGAAUUUAAUUUUGUUAAAUAAACCACCAGAGUUUCUCCUCUUGUCAUCGUUGGUUUAUAUUCGAGCAACAGAAAAAUAAAUAUAGACUGAUGCGAAAUUAAAUUGUGUUCCCUCCUGCCCCUCCCCUCCAAAUUAAGGGCUCUUAUUUUCUGAUUACUUGGUAUCCAAGAAAAUUGUUGAACUAUAGUAGUUUUAGAGUUGUAUUAUCCAGUGCUAAGCCCCAGGUAAAUGUUUUAUAUAGAGAAAAAACUAUGCAAAAUGUUUGUAAUUCUUUUUAUAUUUCCUGAUUUAUUUUUAUACAAGCAUAUUUUAUGUUGAAAUAAAAAUAUCUUGUAGACUUUUAAUUUUGUAUUCAUAUGUACAUCAGAUCUAUUGAAAUUAAUGUACCUUUCUUUAUCCAAAAAAAAUUGCAAUUGUGAUUAGAUGCUUUUUUUCUUAGGGAUUCAAAUAAAAAUCCUUCAAUCCUGAAUCUACAUUGAGAAAAGCCAGGUUAAAACUUAGUCAAAGUUUAGAAGACUUUGAUAGUAUAAAAUUGACCCAACUUGGGAAAAAGGUGUCUUCACAUUUCUGCUUCAUCACAACCCAGAGUGCAUUAUGGAAUCAACUGGGUUUCAUUAGAAUAUAUAACUUGUUGAUGUCUUAAAUAUUUUUGUCCUUUUUUUCCUGACCUAGAAAUACCAGUUUUUAAACAUUUUAUAAAUAUAUAUGUGUCCAUAUAUCUGUGACUCUUACACAUGGGCUUUGAAUUUUUUUUCUUAAAUAUUGCUGAGGGAAUUUUGAACCAGCUGCUCAAGUAUUAAAGCCCUUGCUAAUUAAUUUUAAGUGUUAAUUCCCGGGCAAGUGUUAUUAAUAACUAUAUGACCAUCCUCAAAAUGUCUUGUUUCAAAAUUAAAUAUAUAUAGAAACUAUAUUUUACAGGAGUGACAAAUAUGCUCUAUUAGAUAUUAAAGUAGACAAAUUUAUUUCUCAUGCUAGUGUGAAUGUAAGCAAUGUGCAUUAUUUUGUUUAAAUGACUAAAAGGAAAACUUGUCAUUAGAAUUUUUAUUUUUUUUUUUUUUGUUCUAAAUCUGAAUGUUACUUAUCAGAGACAAAAAAUAUAUGCUUUGGAUGUUUAAGUGUCCUUGCUUAGUGAACUAAUAGUUUUAACAGUUUGGAUUUUAAAUAUGUCACUGCACAAGUUUACAUUUAUCAGAAAUUGUGCUCAUUAAAGCCCCUAAGAACCUUCUCAUCAAUUAUUUAUUCAGUUGAGGAGAAAAAGAAAAACAAAAUUCUUGAGGGAAGUACUAUCUUGGAAAUAUAUAUUUUAUUGUCUCUACUUAAAGUAUUCUACCUUAAUGAUUUUAUAGGAACCAUAAAGGCUAAAAUUGGCUUACUAUUCAGAUGGGCAAACUAUUUUUGAGAAUUAAAUUUACCCCACAUGCGGUACAAUUAACUUCCAUAGAGUAACAUUUUUUAUUAAAUGAAAUCUCAGAUUGCCAUUGUGGUCAGAUUGGUACUUCCGAAUGCAACUGAGUUGAAGCAAUCCCAAUAUGAAAAUACUUAGACAAAAGAUAAAUCUGGGGGUGAGCAAUCACUUUUACAAAAAAGAAAAAAGUCGUCUUUUGUUUAGUGUUUCCCUAUUGUAUUUUAAAAAGGAUUUGGUUUACAGUAGAACUUUAUGGAACAAACCAAGGUACACUUGGUAUUGUUCUGGGUUAAAACGGCUAAAACUAAUAACUCAUUUAUAUAGUGCUAUGAUGAUAUAAAGAACUUAUACUCCCUACAAGAUAAAAGGAUGCAGAUAAUGUAUAAAUUGAGUCUUUCCAAAAAUUAUGUUUAAAAGGCAAAUUUUACUCAAUACUUUGCACCUUAUUUAAAAGAAGUACUUGAUGCUAGUUGUUACAAAAUGGUGAUUUACCUACCUCACAGGGUUGUUGUGAGGAUGAAGAUGUCUGUAAAGAUCUUGACCACCCUGAAAGGUGCUAAUAAAAAAAGGUGAUUUUUUUUCUCUUUCA